AUGUCUGAGCUAGAUGACCGUUAUGUAUACCGUGGCGUAUGGUUGGACCAGACUGGUGGAUCGACCAUGGGACGCACGAUAACCGUGGACACAAACACAUCUGUUAUCAUCGUGGCACUGCUAGCGAUUAUGUCAACCAUCGGCGCAACACACUUAUGGAGCUUGCUACUUUUCUCGUUCCACCAGCAGCGAGCAUCCGGCGGGUCCAAGGAUGCUCUGUUCCAGCAACAGCAAGCGCUUUUACGAACCAUGCCUGCGCCCGGCAAUUUUGUGACGGAAAUGAUCAAACUUUGGUGGAGCUGGAGACGUAAAGGCCGUGUGCUUCUUCGGUGUCUAUUGCCGGCUCUUUUUUCACUUCUGUUUGCGGCUAGUACGCUCACUGCAAGUGUAUUCUCGUCUGCUAUUGUCUCAAGCUCCGACAUCCAAGUCCUCGUUGAUAGUCCUUUCUGUGGAUUCCGAAAUGCCACACGCUAUCUAAACGAACAUGGCUCGUUCGAAAACGAUUACGUUUCUACGUACGAAAGCAUCGGAGAAACCUACGCAUUGGACUGCUAUAUCAAGUCCGAUACUUCACGAAGCCGGUGCAACAACAUCUUCGUCAAGCCACGCAUACCGGUCACCAUCGAGGAGGCCGAAUGCCCGUUCUCAGCCAAAAUCUGUGCUACGAAGAACUUCUCCGCUAUUGUCAUGGAUUCUGGUCUCUUGGAUAUGAACGAGCAUUUUGGUUUCAACCUCGGCGUAAACGACGGCGUCAAGUUCCGGCGGCGCACUACGUGCUCAGUUUUACCUCCAGAUGGCUAUCUCACUAUAAUAAACUCUUCCGAUCUAUCUCGUGAGGACAAGCUACUUUAUUUAUCCCAGCCGCGCUACGACUUCUCCGAAGAACAAUUCGAGGCAACCCUCUAUGGAGGGUUUGUAAGCGGCAAUGGUACGAAAUGGUUCAAUGCUACCAGUAAGCUAGACCAGGCUACAGAGAUACGCAGUCUGCUGUACACGAAUUCGACCAGAAAUUACAGAGCUGACGGAUGGAUGAAGCUUGGGAGCGAUCCUUUUCCUUGCACAGAUGACGACUACUGCUGGACACCCGUUCCAGAGAUUUCGCAAAAGGAAUCUGAUCUCGUGCUUAUGGUUGUAACUAUUGGACAGAUUAGAUAUCAGCAGCCAGUAGAAGACCCGUUGUUCGCUGCCCAUACUGUUUACAACUUCACAACCGGUAAGAACACCAGCUUCAAACGAGAACAAAAACUCACCAUAGCUACAGUAUCAGAUGAUCAAUGGAAGAUAGAAGCGAUCUCCCAGGACUCCAAAGUAUGGGCGGUGCUACAGAUAUUGCUAGCGGACUAUGCCAUCGGUGCCCAAGCCACAGAGCCGCAUGCAUACGAAUAUGUUGACAAGCCGGCUACAGCGGCUGAACAAUCACUGUGCCAUGCUAUGAGGAUGAAAAAGUCCGGUGGUUUCGCGUAA
Messenger RNA from Didymosphaeria variabile, 1464 nucleotides. RefSeq lists its product as uncharacterized. The coding region runs from base 1 to 1464 and encodes 487 amino acids. The transcript is spliced from 4 exons. The record is from RefSeq and is a predicted model, not a curated record. Lineage: Eukaryota; Fungi; Ascomycota; Dothideomycetes; Pleosporales; Didymosphaeriaceae.